AUGCCUCUCAUUAAUGACCAGAAGAUGGCCUGCGAGCCAUGUAUUCGUGGCCACAGAUCAACAAAAUGCAACCACGCAAAUGAGCGCUUGAUGGUCCCCGUUCGAAAGCCCGGUCGCCCGCUGAGUACAAGCCCUCACCCGCCCGCCCGUGGCAGCGCCGGCAGCAGUGCGACAUUCGCCGUCCCCAGGAAACGAAAGUGUGACUGCAGGUUAAGUGGCGAUCCGCCAGCCACCGAGUCGACGAACAUCGAAAGCAAGUCCAACACCAAGCAAAGAUUGGAUAUAAGCGGUUGUCCCCCUAAUAAGGCGCUCACAAUAAACGCCAGUGUAGUGGCAAAUGAUGAAGUUCUGAACCGUCACUCGCAUCCUUCGAAUGCCAUAGGCCAGUUGCCUAUUCAGAUACCGAUGGCUAUGCCGCUACCAGGCAUCUUUCAACCAUGUUCCCAGCCCACCACAUUCACCUAUCCCACACCGCAUGAAUUUCACAUCUCAACGCUACAGUUCUCACACUACAGGCAGAUAACAAAUGCUCUGCACUACGGGCACCCGACGUUGUUGCCAGCCGCAUAUGGUCUUCCUGUCCCGCUCGGCUUUGCGCCUGUUAGGGCAAAGUUACCUAUGCCCCAUUCGACAUCAUAUUCGUGUAGGCUUAGUGAUAGUUGCCAAUGUAUUGGCUGUGCUACUCAGCCUUGCAAUAACGCGGCUAAUGACAACGUCCAACCUGCGUGGGACAGCAUGCUUGACGUCUGCGGAACGACCGAUGUAGUCAAGACCACGCACGCCGCAACCCAGCACUUGAAAGUCGCAAAGACAAACGGGACGGAAGCCCAAGACAAUGAGUCUCAAGUUGGUAGCGAAGAUGGGGGCUCUUCUGAUGCGCCAAAGAAGCUUUCAGAUGCAGUAUUAGGUUUGAGUGACGAGCCGCCACUGUCAAUGAUAGACACUGUUUCCGUCACGUACCAACCCGACCGGAAUGCCUACACCGACGAGACAAUUGCAUGCCCCUGCGACGACGAUUUUCAAUGUUUACUCGAUAUGCAAAGAUGUGUCUUUCCCUGA
Molecule: messenger RNA, 1059 nt
Organism: Colletotrichum truncatum
Lineage: Eukaryota; Fungi; Ascomycota; Sordariomycetes; Glomerellales; Glomerellaceae
Product: Protein GRISEA
Biological process (GO): intracellular iron ion homeostasis; positive regulation of transcription by RNA polymerase II; intracellular copper ion homeostasis
Cellular component (GO): nucleus
Molecular function (GO): DNA-binding transcription factor activity, RNA polymerase II-specific; RNA polymerase II cis-regulatory region sequence-specific DNA binding; copper ion binding
Source: RefSeq, a predicted model, not a curated record